GUACUUUCUCUUUUCCCUUUCCUUUCCUUCUUUAUUUUCUAAUCUUAUAAUGUUAACAAGUGGUUAUGGGCUCCUUGGUUCAUUAACACUUUUAUUAUCAACUUUAGCUUCUGCAGCAACAACGAACACAACUGACCCCUGUGCUGCCAUUGCUGGGAAAAAAACCGCCAGUUUUCAUGAUGCCAAAGCCUGUCUCGAUUACUUUAAAUUUGACAAAGAUAUUGCUCAACAAACAGUGGACACAGUCAGAAAAGUGACAAACGAACUUUAUGUGUUUAAUGAAAUAGCAGCCUCUCCGCCAAAUGUAGAAGGAUUGUCCGUACCAGCAGUAAACAUAUCCUACGGUCUUGAUUUGAUAUUAAAGGAAGACUGGAAAUCCGAUCGAGAGUUUCAAGAAGCAGUUGCCUUAUUACUAGAUAAAGUUCAAGAUGCUCACCUAUCUUACGUCCCUUUCUGUUAUCGACAAUUCAUCUUUUGGCAGCCGAUUCAACUUAAUGCACUUUUAAGAAAUAAGCGAUUAAUUGCUAAUGUUGCUUAUGUCAAAAAUGACGUUUGGCCAGAAGCCAAAGAGACUUGGGUUGGCUGCGAAGUAACACAGAUUGAUGGUAUGGAAGCUAUGGAUAUGAUUGUUAACUAUGCUGUCAACAAUAAUGGAGAAAGCAAAGAUGUAAACACAUGUUUUAAUAACAUCAUGAAUACCAAGAGUUACUUUCACGGUUGGGAUGAUGGUGCCGAUGAUCUUGGUUACCACCGUUUCUUACCUGCUCAAGAGUUUCAUAACUAUACCAUGCGUUGUGCUAAACAAGGCACAAAACCUAUACAAGAAGAUUAUGACGAACCUUUUACUGUUCAAGUACCUUGGGUUGCUCAAGUGCCUCCAAACUUUAGCGAUGCUGAUAAUUAUUGGACAAAGUUUUGUCAAUCUGCUCACCAUCAAAAGAGAGACACCCACUAUGAUAUUCAUGAAUUAAAGAUGAUCCACGAAGGAGACGUAUUUGCGCUUAAUUCUGAAGGCAAUCUUAACGCUGUAGGCGCUUCCAAGGGCCCAUAUAUUGAAUUUAUACAGCUGGAGGGUGACCUUGACAAAGUUGGCGUUGUAGAUAUCCAAAGUUUCUCUAUUGCUUCUGAAGACAAGGAACAAUUCGUAAACGAUGUCAUUUCUGGUCUACAAGAUUUUGAAAAGAAGGGGAUCGAGAAGAUCAUUCUUGAUCUUUCGUCCAACGGUGGUGGCGAUGCAUGUGCAGGAGAAUUCCUUAUUAGUACCCUCUUCAACUCCACCCCUGAUUAUAUGUCUGAUGUAAAGUACUCACCUUUCCUCGAACGAGUUGUCAAGAAAGCUUACGAACAAGAAUCCACAAAAUGGAUCGAUUACAGAUCAAAGGGCUAUAGUGGUAGUUCAUGGCUUACAACUACUAAAGAGUACAAGAGAGGAAAAGACACAGUCAAAUUCUCACAGCCGAUUACCCUGAGCUGUGAAAGUUGGAACGACAGCCUGAACAACAAGUACACAAACACAAAAUGGAAGCCCUCGGAUGUCUUGAUCCUUUCCGAUGGCCGUUGCGGCUCUACCUGUGCUAUUGUGGCAUCUCGUCUUCGUCUUUCCCAUAAAGUUCCUGCUAUGGGUCUGGGUGGAAUUCGAGGUAAUCGUAUGCAGUUUGCUUCCUUCCCAGGUGGUGAAAGCGAUCGUCUGUCUAGUUUCUUGAUGGAUCUCGAAAUUCUUGGCCUUAGUGAAGAUUCUAGCGCCCCUACACCUUUCCCUGAACGCGCAGAUAUGGGUUGGACAUUUAGAGAAGUCUAUAGACCAACCUCAGAAUUUACUGGAGACGAAACUGAUCUGCUUGAAUACAGCGUUAACAAUGCUGACUGUCGUAUGCACUUUAAUGAUGAAAAUGCUGAUGAUGUCAAAAAGUUAUGGUCAGAUGUAGCCAAAGUUGUUUUGGCUGGACAGUGUCCCCUUGUUGAACAAUAAAUUCUCCUUUUCUUCUUAAAACUUGUUUGUGUGUCAAAUAAGGCUGAGCCUAAAAAUAAUAUGUACAGAAAUAAAAACCCCCUUCUUUAUUUAUUCUUCCAG
Messenger RNA from Rhizopus microsporus ATCC 52813, 2071 nucleotides. RefSeq lists its product as uncharacterized. The transcript has 4 exons. Gene Ontology annotation, biological process: proteolysis. The record is from RefSeq and is a predicted model, not a curated record. NCBI's taxonomy places the organism in Eukaryota, Fungi, Mucoromycota, Mucoromycetes, Mucorales, Rhizopodaceae. Bases 50 to 1969 code for a protein of 639 amino acids. Gene Ontology annotation, molecular function: serine-type peptidase activity.